AUGAGCAUUCCUCGAGCCUCGACGCCUUUGUCGCGUCUGCUCCCCCCGCUCAUCUUAGGCGGUGCCGGGCUCAGCCAUCAAGUAUUUCGAAACCCUAACUCGACCCAGGCGCUGCAGCUUCUCAAACGUUCAUUUCAGCUCGGUCUACGGGCCAUCGACACCUCAGCCUACUACCAUCCUUCAGAGGAGCUUCUAGGGGAAGCCCUCUCUCAUCCCGACAUCACCAAUAACUACUCCCGCGACCAGUACCUCUUGAUGACCAAAGUGGGACGUAUCAGCGCCACCCAUUUUGACUACUCGCCUGCAUGGGUCCGAAAAUCUGUCACGCGCUCGCUGCAGCGCUUGCACACCCGCUAUCUGGAUGUGGUUUUCUGCCAUGAUGUUGAAUUUGUGCCCGAGGAAGAGGUCCUUGAGGCCGUCGGGGUCCUGCUAGAAAUGGUCCGUGAUGGUCACAUCCGAUAUAUUGGUAUAUCGGGGUACCGAAUUGAUGUCCUUGCGCGCAUCGCUCGGCGCGUCAAGGAGCAGUACUCGCGGCCUUUGGAUGUGGUGCAGAAUUGGGCCCAACUGACCUUGCAAAACGACCGACUUGCGCAGGAGGGUUUGUCAGCCUUGCAAGAGGCUGGCGUAUCGUGUGUCUGCAAUUCUAGUCCGUUGGCAAUCGGUCUCCUACGGGCCGGAGGGGUCCCCGUCGGCGACUUGGGAGACUUUCAUCCGGCUCCGGCAGGCUUGCGACUCGUAGCACAGAAAGCGGCUGAUUAUGUUACCUCACGGGGCGAGUCUCUGGCAGAGUUGGCCCUGCGGUAUGCUAUCCGUCGUGCGCAAUUAGUAUCAACUCCAGAUUUCCGUGUUACGACUAUCACGGGAGCGGCUUCAGUCACAGAGUUGGAAGAGAAUGUCGCGACUGCUAGACGAGUUCUCGCAGAUUCAGACGAGUUCAGAUUGCUGUGGAAUGCAGAUGUAUCUUCUGAAGAAUCAGUACAUAAUGACCAAGAUGAAUCAUUGUGUGCAGCAGUGCAGGAGAUCUUAGGUCCAUGGCAUAACUAUAGCUUUCCGAGUCCUGGUGAUGGAUGGGAUGUGGCAACCAAACGGCCAGUGCAAGUCCGAUUAUGA
This is a messenger RNA of Penicillium riverlandense, 1110 nucleotides long. RefSeq lists its product as uncharacterized. The record is from RefSeq and is a predicted model, not a curated record. Lineage: Eukaryota; Fungi; Ascomycota; Eurotiomycetes; Eurotiales; Aspergillaceae. Gene Ontology annotation, molecular function: D-arabinose 1-dehydrogenase [NAD(P)+] activity. The coding region runs from base 1 to 1110 and encodes 369 amino acids. Gene Ontology annotation, cellular component: cytosol. The transcript has a single exon. Gene Ontology annotation, biological process: dehydro-D-arabinono-1,4-lactone biosynthetic process.